Messenger RNA from Cyclocybe aegerita, 2412 nucleotides. NCBI's taxonomy places the organism in Eukaryota, Fungi, Basidiomycota, Agaricomycetes, Agaricales, Hemipholiotaceae. The record is from the annotation of a GenBank genome assembly.
AUGUCCGGAACCUCCCUAUGCCCUGACCAACCUUCCGAACCUCAAGCCCACUCCAACUGGGUCCAGAAUGACGAGCGCGCGUGCGCUCUUAUCUACGACACGAUUGAACCCAGCGAACGGCUAGCAGUCGGCAAAUUUCCCAAGGGGGCAAAGGAUUUUUGGAAGGCUCUUCAGCAGCGUCACAAGAAGGCUGGCCCUGUCUCGCAAGUCUACCUCAUCAAGGAUGCGCUGGGAAAACGUGCGAGCGUUGGGGACGAAGGCAUGGCAGGGAAGACGAUAACCGAAUCUAAGGCACAACGCAUGAAGGAUCGGGAAGCAAAGAACCCCAAACCAACAACCUCCACCUCCACCACCCCCACAAUGAUCACCCGGACGGUCAAAGACGAGUCCACGGGUGCCAUGUACCUCGUCUGCAUGCCCGAAGAUGCCAAGCCCGUCCAAACCCACGCCCUCAUCGGUGUUAGCUCGCAAACACACAUGUGUACCGACAACAUUGACACCAUGGUGUACUCUACGGACGACUUAGAGCGAGGGGAGGCAGUGUGGGGUUAUUCAUCGGCCUUUAUGGCCAUUGCUGGCACUACUGGCACGUCACCCCCACCUCACCCUGACCACACCAACUUACCGCCUGCUGAGCACAUCCGUGACUGGUCUACUGACAACAGAUGCUUCCGCGCCAGCGUCAACUGGAACAUUGCCAGCCGUCAAGUUGACAUCGCAGCCAUCGUCAUCGAGCCGCUCCACCAAUCCCAGUCCACCCCCAUCUCCACUGACACCUGCCCAUUUUACGUCGACACUGGAGCCACAGCGCACAUCUCGCCUGACCGUACCGACUUCAUCACCCUUCGCCCCAUCUCAGCACACACGAUCAAGGGUGUUGGCGGUUCAUUCAUCACUGCCAUUGCUAACAGUGCCAAUGCCCAGGAGGAUGCUGCCAUCAAGGAACUUUGCGACGCCUUCAACAAAAUUGGCAUUGACGCUCAUCAAAACCUUGGUUCCGAGGAGAUAAAAGAUCGAAUCCUAGCAGCAAUCACAGAACACACGAUCAUCAAUCCGAGGAAUGUUGAGUUCGCAGAUGACCCAAAGGACUGGCAUGAAGCCCAAUCAUCCCCUCACGCUUCACAAUGGGAGGCAGCGUACCACGACGAACUGAAGUCCCUCAAAGACUGUGGCGUUUACACCCUCGUACCUCGCCAAUCCGUCCCAACAGGCACAAAAGUCCGAAAAUGUCGACCCAUCUUCAAAAUCAAACGGAACGAGGACGGACAAAUCGACCGCUUCAAAAUUGACGUAAAAACUGCCUUCUUGUACGGCCUUCUCCCUGAUGAUGAAACCCAAUAUAUGGAACAACCAGAAGGAUUUGAGGAGCCAGAGAAGAAGGAUUGGGUCUGGAAAUUGCAGCGAGGGCUAUACGGUAUGAAGCAAAGUGGGCGCAUUUGGAACCAGACAAUGAACGACGCGAUGAUCGGGUGGGGCUUCACCAAGCUAACGAGCGAGCCGUGCAUUUACUAUCGAAAGACCGACACCGACUCCACAUGCGAAAACGAUACCUUCGAGAUACAAAUGCAGGGCUUAUGGGAAAUUUCGAGCAGACCAGUAAAGUUCUGUACUGCACUAAUUGACAAGGUCGUCUCGCAGUUCGGUCAAUCCGACGCCCAUCCAAUCUCGACCCCCAUGGACCCUGGCCUAAAACUCUGUCGCCCUGACCCCAAAGACAUCACACCGACCGAACGCACUCAGCUCAACAAACUUCCCUACCGCUCCUUAGUAGGAUGUCUCAUCUACCUAGCCAUUGGCACUCGCCCCGACAUAUCAUACGCUGUCCAACAAUUGUCUCAAUUCCUCAACUGCUACACGUACGCACACUGGACCGCUGCUACACGCGUAGUAAGGUACCUUAAGGGAACACGAUCUCUAGCUCUUCGCCUCGGAGGAAAAGGCUCCAUUCGACUCCUCGGCUUCACCGAUUCCGAUUGGGCAAACUGCUUAGACACUCGUCGAAGCGUCGGUGGAUAUGGGUUCACACUCGGGUCCGGGGUAAUUUCGUGGACCUCCAAGAAACAAUCCACGAUUGCCACUUCUACGUGCCAAGCAGAAUAUAUGGCAGCCUUCGACGCAUCGAAGGAAGCCAUGUUCCUACGCAACCUUCUCUCCGAAGUCAACUUUGCACCCAACCAACCCACAACUAUCCUCUGUGAUAACAAUGCCGCUAUCAUCAUUUCCGAGGACCCUCUCCAUCACAACCGCACCAAACACUUCGACAUUCGCUAUCACUACCUACGGGAACAUGUUCAGACACACGACAUUUCCUUGGCAUAUAUCAAUACUAAAGACAACCUCGCCGACAUCUUCACAAAAGCGUUACCUACCCAACAAUUCAUUCGCCUGCGCUCUUUCCUCGGUCUGGUUUGA